AUGUUUUCACGAAGCGAUCGGGAAGUUGACGACUUGACUGGUAAUAUGAGCCAUUUGGGUUUUCAUGAUCUGAAUAUCCCUAAACCUACUUCUCCAAAGGUGCAAUAUAUGCCUGCUAGAAAGAGCGAAAAUGGAAGACUACCUCCUGAACCUUCAAGACCAUAUAAGCCGUGUGAUUCGAAUGACCAAAAUACCUCCAAGACGCGCAUUUCUUUGAAUCACUCACCGAAGAAACUACCCAAGGACUUUCAUGAACGUGCUUCCCAAAACAAGACCCAGAGAGUCGUUAACGUAUGCCAACUUUACUUCCUCGACUAUUACUGUGACAUGUUUGAUUACGUGAUCAGUAGAAGACAACGUACGAAGCAGGUGCUGAGAUAUCUCGAGCAGGAGAGAAGUGUCAAAAAUGUUUCUAAUAAGGUUUUGAAUGAAGAAUGGGGUUUGUAUUUGCAAAGAGAACACGAAGUACUAAGAAAAAGGAGGUUGAAACCUAAACACAAAGAUUUCCAGAUAUUGACACAAGUCGGACAAGGUGGGUAUGGACAAGUUUAUCUCGCAAAGAAGAAGGAUAGCGAUGAAAUUUGUGCUUUAAAAAUAUUGAACAAGAAACUUUUAUUCAAACUGAACGAGACGAAUCACGUCCUUACUGAAAGAGAUAUACUAACAACAACUAGGUCAGACUGGCUUGUGAAGCUGCUUUAUGCAUUUCAAGAUUCAGAGAGCCUAUAUUUAGCAAUGGAAUUUGUACCUGGCGGUGAUUUUCGUACGUUGUUAAUCAAUACAAGGAUAUUGAAGAGCGGUCACGCUAGGUUCUAUAUUAGCGAAAUGUUUUGUGCCGUGAACUCAUUGCAUGAGCUUGGUUACACUCACCGAGAUCUAAAACCAGAGAAUUUCUUGGUCGAUGCUAAAGGGCAUAUUAAGCUGACGGAUUUUGGCCUAGCAGCAGGAACCGUAUCAAAUGAAAGAAUUGAAAGCAUGAAGAUGCGCUUAGAAGAAGUAAAGAAUUUAGAAUUUCCUGCUUUCACAGAAAGGUCUAUUGAGGAUAGAAGGAAAAUAUACCACAAGAUGAAGAAGACAGAAAUUAAUUACGCUAACUCCAUGGUUGGUUCGCCUGAUUAUAUGGCGUUAGAAGUUCUUGAAGGCAAGAAAUACGAUUUUACAGUGGAUUAUUGGUCAUUAGGUUGUAUGCUUUUCGAAAGUUUGGUUGGAUAUACACCUUUUAGUGGUUCUUCUAUAAAUGAAACUUACGAAAAUUUAAGAUAUUGGAAAAAAACUUUAAGAAGGCCCCGUACUGAGGAUGGGAGGGCAGCGUUCUCGGACAGAACCUGGGAUUUAAUCAUAAGGCUGAUAGCUGACCCCAUUAACAGAGUACGAUCUUUCGAACAGGUUUGCAAAAUGCCCUAUUUCGCCGAAAUCAACUUUGAAACCUUGAGAACAAAUUCGCCGCCAUUCAUUCCCCAAUUAGAUGAUGAAACAGAUGCAGGCUAUUUCGAUGAUUUUACAAAUGAAGAAGACAUGGCGAAAUAUGCGGACGUCUUCAAAAGACAGAAUAAACUGUCUGCAAUGGUUGAUGAUUCUGCAGUAGAUUCUAAACUUGUUGGGUUUACUUUUAGACAUAGAGAUGGCAAACAAGGUUCGAGCGGGAUACUCUACAAUGGUUCAGAACAUUCUGACCCCUUUUCAACUUUUUAUUAA
Molecule: messenger RNA, 1695 nt
Organism: Saccharomyces paradoxus
Lineage: Eukaryota; Fungi; Ascomycota; Saccharomycetes; Saccharomycetales; Saccharomycetaceae
Gene: DBF20
Product: serine/threonine-protein kinase DBF20
Exons: 1
Coding region: 1-1695 (564 amino acids)
Biological process (GO): peptidyl-serine phosphorylation; intracellular signal transduction
Cellular component (GO): spindle pole body
Molecular function (GO): ATP binding; protein serine/threonine kinase activity
Source: RefSeq, a predicted model, not a curated record